GACGAACUGGGAUAGAUGUGACCGUGGGUCAAUGUUCUAGCUGGUGACUAUGACGGGUAGCUUUAACAGCUUACGGCCGACCUUGGCGAUGGCUGAGCUGAGAGGUAAUACUAGAAGAGGCAAGCUCGCGAGUCUAAAAGCGUGGAGGCGAGCUGAUACCUUAGCAGCACUAGUGUGGGCUUGUGAUAGCAGCAAGCUGAAGCGAUUCGUAAUAGACGAGCUCGCACAGGGAUCAGUCAUGUAUAUAACCCUCUUUCAGCUCGUCCAUCAUUCGAGGGACGUGACAGCUAAAGCCGGCGCACAUUAUGCAGGAUGGGCGUUAAGCGCCUGCCACGUGUGGGACGCUAGUUGGCGCGUCAGAAACACGCAAUUCUCUCCAGCGAAACGCUCCAGCUUGAAGACUCAGUACGCCGAAUCAACUUCGCAAUACUUUCAGGAUUCGCCGGAAACGAUGGCGUCUGAGGGAAGCACCAGUUCGAGCACUAGGGAUGAUGGUGACGACCAUCCUAUUGCGUCUUCUAGCAGCUCGUCUACUGAAGAGACACCUAGCCGUGAAGAAGGGAUGGGGGAUGUGGUGAGCAGUGUCUCAGAUCGGCUGGUGGUUGGGGAAUGGGAAGGCAUGACAAUCCCGAGCAGGUUGAGUAACCUACGAAAAGCACCGAAGGACCUGCCCGCUGGAUUCAGGUUCAAGGCUGUACUUCAUCACGAAGUAGCAGACUGUGCGCCCUCCAUAAGUGGGUAUAAAAGACUCGAGGAGAUGGUGAGGGCAUACCACAUCCCCAAGACCAUAUUGCUGCGGACAGGCGGGCAGAACGAAAGGGCGUGCACAGUGUCGCAAACGGGCUGGACACUAGUGUACGCGGACCACUUUGACGCCGGCCUGUGGUUUCCCCUGCCCGGCCUGAUAUUCGAUCUACUCGCGGAUUACGAGUUGGCGCUGACGCAGCUAACGCCCAACAGCAUAAGGUUCAUCAUAGGCUUUAUGCUGUUGUGCGCGAGAUUGGAGGUACCAGCUAAAGCGAUAGUGUUCAGGUCGCUAUUCCAGUGCCGGUUGUGUCCGAACUCACGAGGAGCGAAGUGGUACUACCUCUCUGGGAGGGAUAAGAGCCAGCUCUUCAAAAAUGUGAGGAACAAGGUGGCGAGGUGGAAGAGACAGUUUAUUUUUGUUCGCGACACUCGAGCAGAAAGGAUAAGCAACGACCUCGCUGCCCGGCUGUCUGAGUGGCGUACCCUCAACGCUCAUAUUAACUAUCCUCAGCUACUGCCCCGGGAUGUCGACCUGAAGAACCAGCUGCUCGAGUAUUCACAGAGGGAGGGUCUAAUAGAUCUAGAAGCCCUGGUUACCUCGGAGCAUCUCGCCAUGUUCGGGUUUGUCGAUGUGACAAACCUGUUCAGCGAAGGAGACAUGAGCAGCAUCUUGGAAUGCCAACGACAGCAAGCCCAAGGCUCACGAGGUUGUGCGUCGGGCAGCGCGCAACCCAGGCAGACAAGGUUUGACGAGCGGCCGCCCCCGGCGCCUCAAUCACGCGGCUCGUCACAUCGGGGAUCCAGCUCGUCGUCAAGGCCACGAGCCGAUCAUAGGGUUGAGGCUGCGGCCCCUGGUGCACGCAGACGUGCACGCGAGGAGAUAGAGAGCGAAGAGGAUGAGGUUCCCCUUGCUCGGCGCAGAAUAAGCGGGGGGACUCAGCCCGCGCAGGCGGCGCGUCCUACAACCGUGCGUUCGCUCGCUGCACCGCCAACGACUGCGCGGGCAGUAGUAGAGCCCGUCUCUACCUCAGCUUCAACGUCGGGCCCCAGGAUCGCUUAUCCUGAGGGCUUCACCUAUGUGCGGGCGGAGUGUCAGCCCGCCAUGGUGCAAGCCAUGCACAGCUUUGUGCCCCCCGCAGACAGUAAGCGGGCAAAAGCAUUUGCAUUCAGCUACGCUGUAGCACUGUCCGAGAGCGAGCAGGGGGCUCGUACAGAGAACAAUGAGCUCAGUUCCAAGUGCAAACAGUUGGCUGCUGAGAAGGCCAGCCUUGUAGACGAUGUGAAUCGUCUGCAAGGCUCUGAAAUGGCGAACCGGGCUGCGGCUGCCGAGAGCAGGGCGGAUGAGCUCGCCAACAAGAACAACGAGCUCCGGGAGGAGUUGGAGCGAGCUCGAGCUGAAAAAGAGAGCGGAAUACAGGCGGCAAAGGAUGAGGCCGCCAGGGUUGAGGAGAGGGCGAAGAAGGCUGAGACCGACAGGGACCGUGCUCAGCACGAGCUGAGCUCCCUUAGGCACCAAGUCGCCGAGGCGGAUCGAAACCUUGCUGCUGCCGUGGACGUGCUGAACGAGCUGAAGGCUUCCCAUGCACGUUCUGUCGUCAUCGCCCGGGCUCAAGGGGUGGAAUGGUUCGUUGGCUCGGCUGCGUUUCAGGACGCCGUGGCGGUGGCGUCUGCAAAUGUAACCACGGAGAUCUACAACGAGAUCCGUGGGAAAGUACUGCAACACCACCCGGACUUCCCGAUUGGCGAACUGGCAUUCUUUGACGGGGAGGACCUGAAUGAGGAGGGGAAAAGUCUCGCUCCCUUUGUCGACGCCACGGUGCGGUUGAGGUGGGACCUCAACGAGGAGGGAGUGCCUGUUUGGCCUCCUCAGGUCCUUGAGGACGGGGAGGAUCCAACGGGGCUGCCCUCGUUUGACGCAUGGGUAGAGGGUGCUCCUGUAGCUGAGCCGGAGCCUUCAACCACCCCGCCCAGCUCUCAGCCCGCUGUGGUUCCAAUCAGCUCGCAGUCAGCGCGCCAGUCUCUGAGGCCGCUGCUCGGUCUCCUCCAGCUCGCUCUCCCGCUGCUGCUGCUGAUGCAUCUAUGCCCGUCGAUCUGACGGAUGACUAGAUUUAGGGUUUUUCGUUUGUUCUUUUGUAUUUCACUUUUGCAUUUUUGUAUUUGAUCAAUGUAAUGUAUACGUACCCUCAAUGUAAACAUCUUUGAUGAAAUACAAAAAUAAGUUUUCCUCUGAAUUUUUGUUGUAUUUUCAGUAUAUCAUUGUUUACAACUGUCGAAUGACAACUUGAAUAAAAGAAUAGUAUACAG
Messenger RNA from Rubroshorea leprosula, 3051 nucleotides. The record is from the annotation of a GenBank genome assembly. Lineage: Eukaryota; Viridiplantae; Streptophyta; Magnoliopsida; Malvales; Dipterocarpaceae.